This is a messenger RNA of Xiphias gladius (swordfish), 2790 nucleotides long. RefSeq names its product trimethyllysine hydroxylase, epsilon (gene tmlhe). Gene Ontology annotation, molecular function: trimethyllysine dioxygenase activity; iron ion binding. The coding region runs from base 1296 to 2537 and encodes 413 amino acids. Lineage: Eukaryota; Metazoa; Chordata; Actinopteri; Istiophoriformes; Xiphiidae. Gene Ontology annotation, biological process: carnitine biosynthetic process. Gene Ontology annotation, cellular component: mitochondrion. The record is from RefSeq and is a predicted model, not a curated record. The transcript has 8 exons.
UAUACUGCUCGGAUGCUCUGUCGGGUUUUUAUGUACGAUGUGCGAUCUUUUAUUGAACAUCGUGGGCCGUUUUGGGGAGCCCUCGUGCGCGGCAGGGCCGAGGCUGUACUGCGCCACCGGCUGAGCCCCGUCGAUCUUCAUUGCGAAGCCCACCACCGCCGAAACAGCCUGGUAAUCGGGGGGAGAAGGGAAGAGGUAUUCAGCCAGGUCAUGAGCGUUGGCGUCCAGAUACGCAGAGGGGACUCCAGAGGGAGCCAGCAUGCACGUUUGUAUCAGCCAUCCACCAUGUUCCUCGUCAAAAGAGUCAGGGAUUCCUCUAGUAUAUGUAUUAUAAUACACUGAUAUACUGCUAUAUGUUAAAUCGGUAGCCUUCAGGGAAAAAGAGCAGAUUCUGUUUCUCACAGAAAAUACCGUGUACUGUAUUUAUUGAGUAAUAAUGAAUCGCUGGAGUUCCCACUUUAAUGUUAUAGAACCAAAACAAACAAAAGACAAAAAAAGACAAAAGAAGAAAGACAUAAGAAAAAAAAAGAAGAAAAAGGCACAAGUGUCAAUAAUGAAAUGAAUGAGGGCUGAAUUCCCUUUAGCUGCUAUUGCUCACGCUGGCCCACUGCCACACUGUCAUGGCUCAGUGGGAUGUCAUUCGAGCGCACAGCUUAAAUGCCCCUUCAAGGCUAAUAUGGGAAAUGUAGUUUAGGAUCCAGUGCUUUGAGAGCUCGUCUCCGACCUAAAGUCAAGAUAUGUGGCCCUCUGCUGCAUCCACUUUAACCAUUAAAUAAAUAAAUAAAUAUAUCUGCCCCUUGGUGUAAUAACGGAUCGCCGGAGUUCCCACUUAAAUGUUACGGUAACCAAAACAACUCUGUGGUAUUCAGUGAUGUCCGAGACGUGACUUAAGCCUCGAUUACACUCCCUUGCGGACUCGCACAAAGGACGUGUAGCUGUUCUCGCUGUACUACUUUCCAGCCCCGGUUGGAGUCUGCCUGGUGCGGACCGCGCAGUUAGCGGGGGCCACACAACGAACUGGAGGAGACCCCCUCGGAUGACGAAACCGAUGUCACUCCGACCCUCGCGGACCCCGUCGCUACACGGCUCGAGUCCACCCACAGUGGGGGGGUGAGUCGUGCAUGCGCCAUUUUUACGCCAUUUUACCACAGCCAAUUUAGUGGCUUUUUACCACAGCCGAGGAGGACAGGGACCAGCGCCAGAGACCGAUGGGAGAUGAAGAUGAGCGAAUUAUGAGUAAAUUAAUUAAAGGAAAAUCCCCAAACUCCAGACUGUGAGAAGCGUUUGUGCCUGGGAUGUUUGGUAUUUUGGAGAGGAAGCUGCCACCUGCGCUGAGACAGGCUCAGCUGGUGUCAGGCCUCAGAAACACACGGACACCAUGGACACACAAGGUGCAGAUCCGUGCCUGUGCUGCGACUUCUGCAACUCUUCAGCUACGUGAGGACUGUGUCGUGCUCAAUUAUGGAGGGACACCGUUGCAUUUUAAUUACGUUUGGCUGCGGGACCACUGCCGCUCCGCCUCGUCAUACAACUCCAACACUAACCAGAGAAACCUGGACACUGGCAGCGUAGACCUCACCAUCCGCCCUGACAACACAACAGUGGAAGACGGCCAUCUCGUCCUCACAUGGCCCGAUGGUCAUGUGUCAAGGUACAGCCUUAGCUGGCUAGCCGAGAACAGCUAUGAAAGAAAGAAGCAGAGCACCGUCCAGCCACGGAUCCUUUGGAAUUCAGACAUCUAUAAGAAUGCAAAUAUACCAUCAGCCAAAUGGGACACGUUUAUGAGCUGUGAUGAUGAAUUGAAGAAGUUUCUUCAGAGCUAUCUUCUGUACGGGAUCGCGUUUGUAGACGAUGUCCCAGCUACAGUGGAGGCCACAGAGGCAGUUAGCCAGAGGGUCAGUCUUAUGAGGGAGACCACAUAUGGAAGAAUGUGGUGCUUUACUUCAGAUUUUUCCAGAGGAGACACGGCCUACAGCCAGCUGGCCCUGGAUCGUCACACUGACACCUCAUACUUUCAGGAACCAUGCGGAAUACAGGUUUUCCACUGCCUAAAGCAUGAGGGACUCGGGGGAAGGACAUUACUCGUGGAUGGGUUCUAUGCUGCAGAAAAAUUACGCCAACAGUCACCUGAAAACUUUGAGCUGCUUGGCCGUGUGCCCAUCAGGCACGAGUACAUUGAAAAGACUGACAACCACCAAAACCACAUGACUGGCAUCGGCCCUGUGCUUAACGUCUAUCCUUGGAACAAGGAAGUUUACCUGAUCCGAUACAACAACUAUGACCGAUCAGUGAUAAACACAGUGCCCCAUGACAUUGUUCAGCGAUGGUAUGUGGCACAUCGAAAGUUGACAACAGAACUAAGGCGGCCAGAGAACGAGCUAUGGGUGAAACUGACCCCAGGGAAAGUGAUUUUCAUAGACAACUGGCGUGUCAUGCAUGGGAGGGAGUCAUUCACUGGCUUGAGGCAACUCUGUGGAUGUUAUCUGACCAGAGACGACAUCCUCAGCACUGCACGCUGCUUCGGUCUGCAGGCCUGAUCCUGAGCAUGAAGGUUGCUUCACCCUUGUGCCUUAUUAGUUAGCCUGUAAGGUUUUAUUAUUAGGUUCCCAAUCAUUUAGACUGAAAGUGUUCUUCAAUCAGAACAUUCAAACAGUCUCAACCCUGUAACAUAUUGUAUUUCACUCAUCCUUGUUCAUUACUUUGUAAUUUACGAUUUUGUAAUUGAUGUUUGUUGUUUUAGUAUCACUUUACAGUUUUAUGUACAGUUAGAGAGUAUGAAUGUCUCCUGAA